Messenger RNA from Durio zibethinus, 1235 nucleotides. Its product is annotated as mitochondrial import inner membrane translocase subunit TIM22-4. Gene Ontology annotation, cellular component: TIM22 mitochondrial import inner membrane insertion complex. Gene Ontology annotation, molecular function: transmembrane protein transporter activity. Lineage: Eukaryota; Viridiplantae; Streptophyta; Magnoliopsida; Malvales; Malvaceae. Gene Ontology annotation, biological process: protein insertion into mitochondrial inner membrane. The record is from RefSeq and is a predicted model, not a curated record.
CUCAAAAUGAAAAAGGGUUCACCCAGUUAAUUCUGCUAAAAUACGUGGUUGGUGACACAGACACUCCGGACACUUUCUUGCAGCCCAAGGACUUGCCUUUUCUUGCAGACACUUUCUGGCGGCGGCUCAAGCCCCCAACGUUCGGUUUGCUUGAGAAGGUUUUUCUUGGGUAUUCAGUGGAAUUGGAGUUUGAUAAAAAUGGCGGCCUCCAGCUCUGAAAAUGAUUCAAAAAAUGAAGGUCCAAGCUCAAGGGAAGCAGAGCAGCCUCAGGUUGCGGCUAUUCGAAUGCCAACUGCGGAGGAAAUUCGUGCUCAAGAAGUUUGGAAUAAUUGUGCAGUUCGCAGUGUCGUUAGUGGAGUUAUGGGAGGUGGGCUAGGAUUCUUCAUGGGCUUGUUUUUGGGUGCAUUGGAUAAUCCUAUAAUGCAAGAUGAAAUGACUGCUAGGCAACAAUUAAUUUAUAACGCAAAGCAAAUGGGACGAAGAAGCUGGAGUUCUGCAAAAGCAUUUGCAAUUAUGGGCUUAGUUUUUUCUGCUGUUGAGUGUGUUGUUGAGAAGGCUCGGGCAAAGCAUGACACCACAAAUACUGUUAUUGCUGGUUGUGUAACUGGGGGAACUAUUUCAGCAAGAGGUGGUCCAAGAGCAGCAUGCGCUGGUUGUGCCGGCUUUGCAGCAUUCUCAGUUGCAAUAGAGAAGUUUUUUGAUAGACAUACUUGAUGGGACCAGUAACCUGCUAUAGUUUUGCAGACAUCAAUUUAUUUAGAGUGUUGGACACAAGUCAUAGCACGUUUCCCGUAUCUUUUAUGUAAUUUUACAUGAUACAACACCAAUCCUGAUAACAAUGAAAGGGAUAUACCAUCAGGAACUUUAUGGCUAAAAUCUUUGCAUGUUACGAGUUUUGAUUCACUACAUUUUGAUCAGAGGAUAUACAUCCAAAUGUAAUUGAUUGGAACGUGGAGAUAUUUAUAUUGCUUGAUGAUUGAUAAAGAGCUUAGUGACAGAUAUUGGGGAAAGCUAAUGUAAUAGUAGCAGCAAUGACAUGUUAGCCAAUUACACAAAUCAGUUCAAAUAUUGUUAGGAACUAAGUAGCAUUUGAAAAAGGAUUGUUAUAAUAUGUCACUGCAGUAGUUUUGAAACUUUAUAAGCUUAUUUAUGCCUUUAAUUUGGUUGGAAUGAAAGAAUAAAAAAAAAAAAUCACUGUGAUGGUACUUGUGUUGAGAUAUGAUCUUGAAAAAUUA